AUGACCAGGAGCUUGAGAAGACACAACUACAGGACAAAUCUGGUCUCCGAUCAACCAAAACUGCCAUCGAGGCUCACAUACGAUGGACGAGUGCGCAUUUUAGACAAACUCUGGCUUGAUAUCGACCUCGCUGACAAUCAGAAUAGUUUCAGUCCAAGUAUUCGAACCUCCGCCUUGGAGAAGCUCGCAAAUCUCGCCGUCAGCGCUCCGGAAGACUGUGGCGAGACUGAGAUUGACCAACUUACGCGGCAAUGCCAGCAUUUGAAAAAACGUUCGAACGGCUCAUUAAAUGGCGUCUUGCACAAUCAGUCUCCGGUGUCCCGGGUGCCUAUGGAUACUCGCGAGUUAUGCGUCUUGGUCUCUCUCUGCAAGGCCGCCCCCUCCGUCGCUAAAGAGGAACAUGCAUCGCGAUUGAUCUCACAACUGUCCCAGUACCUUCCAGAGUCCCAUGGCCAGCUUUUCCGACCUUCGCCAUUUUUACACGACAUCAGACCGUCCCCGUGGGAAACUCUUUCCUACCAUCUUACCUUCGCUCUGCUCCACUUGGGAUCAAGUUAUUCGCCUUUGCGCCAGAUCGUCCUUACUUCUGUGGACGAGUAUUUAUAUAAUUGUGCUGAGGCAAUUAACAUUUUGGUAUCAGCUCACUCCCCAGAAGACACGCGUGCUUCUCCUCACGAAUCUGUCAAUAUACUGGCGAUUUGCAUCUCAAUUGUUGGUUUUCUGAAGGCCGCAGCCACAUUCAGUUCGUUCUGGACAGCCACUGAAAAGUUGCGGAUGGUCGACCACUUGCGGUCGAUGUUCUCCGAGAAGUUUAUGAUAGCCAUUGAGACUGCCUCGUCUACGGUGCGCAGUGCAGGCACCGUGGAUGGGACAUUCCGUGAUUGGAGGAGAUAUGCUCGCCGUUACACCACGAACGGUCGGCCUCUGGGCGCUAUGCUUCUGCAAAAAGGCUACAUGCGCUUCAUCAAAUCCUGUGUCACUUCGCUCGUUGGAGCGAAGGACAUGUCGGAUGACGAGCUUCUGGAUGACUACGUGGUCGGUGUCGGUAUUGCUAGGAGCCAUGAUGAGGCUGAAAUAUCCCUUGUUGAUCGGUUAACCAGCAUUAUUGCUGACGAAAUUCAACUUUUGGAGGACGGCUCUGACUAUUUGCAAGUUGGCUCACCUGGGCAACAGCGACUUGCUUUUUCUGUCAAGGCCCUGGCGUUGAUGGGGUAUCUCAACUGUAUCAUCAUAAGCGAAGAUACAGCAAAUAUUGAGGAUUUUCUGUCAUGGCUGGAAGAUACCCUUAUAGAUCCAAACCAAAUGUCGUGUCCUGAACUUGCGACCACAACUCUAAAGUGCCUUACGAUCAUUUCCCGGAUGUCUGUCAACAGCGCUUCCUCUGGGAGUCGUUCACUCCUGCGUUUUAUUGUCGAGGGUGGUAUACAUGCAGGAAAUAUAGGCCCUGUGGCUGCCCGGUGUCUUUCUCAGGUCCUCGGUGUUCUCUCUCAAGAUUCUGUCAUAACAACUCUUUACUCCUUAGGGAAUGUGCUAAGUCCUGGGUCUGGCACUGACAAGCCGUACCCAGGGCAGGCGAACGGGGUGCCCUCAAUUACCCAAUUCGAACAGACCAAGAAUGGGAGUAUAGCUUCUCUUUCUGUGAUUGAGACGGAAGACAAUACGCCAUACCGGAGCAUUGUCCAUGCAAUAGUGACAAUCGCAACCAGCUCCCAUGACGAACAGAUCAGCGCGCUGGCGCAGUCGAUGCUUCUACAAAAGAUCAGCAAACUCAACACUGCAGUUGAUGCCUGUAUAAUCAAGGAGUCAGCGGCGCUCUCUAUUACGAUUGGCGCAGCUGAGUUUCAACUUCUGUUGAAGUUCUAUGACCGUGUUUUCCGCGAUGGCAUCGCGAAAGGUUACGGCAAUGUGGUGAACGCAGUCUUGAGUGCAAUGACUUAUCUUUCCGUCUCGCUGAAAAGGAACUCCCCUCUUUACAGGUUGUACCUCGUCCAUUUGUUGGAAAGUCUCGUGAACAAGGGAGAUGCAACGGACCUUGAACAUGAACGACAUAAAGAUAUCACCCUUGCACCGGAGGACAUCAGCCCGCUCCUAAAGCCUCUGGCAUUACUGGUAUCUUCUUCGAAAGAGUCUGGAGACUUCCCGGAACAAUAUGACCAGGACGUUUCGACUCUGUUCCGGGACGCGUGGUUCAAUAUCGCUGUCCAUGGAAUAUCACUCAGUUCAGCUGUCGGAAAAAGUCAUCAUGAAGAGCUACGCUUGCUAGCAAAACAUUCCCCCACGCUUGUGUCUGAGGAUCAAAUGGACAUGAUUGAGAGCGAUGUCGAGCUGAACACGGUCCUUAGGCGUGGAUUGGGCCCACAACGGCAUAUUGAGCAAAAGAAACAGUUGGUCAAUGAGAUCCCUCACCGAGAGCUCGACAUAAAGCGUUUGAGCUACCCAAAGGCGGUGUUCUUGAAUGCUGCCUUGCUGCUUGAAAAUCUUCGUGCAUACUCGGGGACCUGCACCAAGCCGAUGAGUUACUUCCGGGACCCAGCCCUGGCUACAAGCGAGAUGGCGAGCUGCAUGACCGCCGUCGCGGAUAAGGUUGUCGGAUGUUACCUUACACUGACUCUUUCCGGAAGAAAGGAGGGUUUUUCUGUCCCUUAUCUAUCAAAGGAACUGGCGGGCUUCUUCAUAGCCUGCUGUCACCGCAUAGAAAGAAUUCAGAAGGUGGCUAUUCUCUGUGCAAACAGAAUUAUAAAGGAAUGUCCAUCAGCCCUGUGCGAUAAACACUCUUUAUUUGCAUUACUUGAGCUUCUGACAGUUAUAUGGAGAUCUUGCCAUGAAGAGGAACUGGAUGAGUUUGAAUGGAAACCUUCAUUCACUUCCCUGAUAGGUCAUGUUAAGGUCGAUCUUCCAGAUAAUUACGGUUACAGAAGAAGGACACUUGAAGUGUUGCUUGAACGGGCAAGGGAAUGGAUAACAACUGUCAUGGACAUUGCGCCUCUUGAUGUCAAAGGCCUCCUUCAGACUUAUCUAUCUGCGUCUGAUGAUAAUGAUGGAUAUGGUGAUGUUUCAAUGGGCCGCUCAUUUGCGCUUGAAAUGGGCUCAUUGAUACCACAAACCGACCACCGGCUCGGAUCUAUUGAAAGUCCGGGGGUGACUAGAGUUAACAUUGCGUCCAAUUUCAUUGCCCAGCAUACGGCUCGUCAGAAGUAUCGGCGUACUGAUGGUACUAUGCCACCUUCGGAUGGUUCGUCACUACCCCCGUUAGAGCCGAGUAGGAGCAUUGAGAAAUCACUGUUUGGUAUUCACACAGCAGUCCGCUCGGGACGUCAGGUCACUCUCUCAGGGAUACGAGAUACCUUGCAGCGUGCUGCUGCUCUACUAUGUGGUAGCAAUGCUGCCAACGUUGCAAUUGCUCAUUUUCUGGUUUCGUUGCCGUUCCAGAUAUUUUCCAAGGAGUCCAUUGAGAUUGGUGUGUCCCUCUGGCUGGGUGUGAUGCACGAGAAUCCCAGGUUGGAGCCAACAAUACUGUUUGAGGUGGUCCAUCAAUGGGAGAACACGAUCUUACGUAGACAGAGACUCUUCGAUCCCUCUUUCAACCAUAUAGACCCCAUGUAUGCCAAAAUUGAGCUUCUUCCGACAAACAAAGAUUCGAUGCUUCAACAACAGAAGCUGGCACAAAACAUUCUUGCACCGCAUUUACAAAUCAUCCAGCUCUUUGAGAGCCAUUUCAACGCCGUACGACUGGGAAAUGCUCAGACCCAACGUCUGUUCUGCCGUUUCAUUGACCGGACGACAGUUGGUCUGCUGCAUGCUAGCAAUCAUCCUCUAGCCCGAGAACUGCAUUUCCGCAUAGUUUACUUCUGUCUGAAAGUUCUCAGACAUUGCACCUCCCUUGACAAUGUCACCCUCUGGCGACUCAAGAACCAGACAAUGUCCGCUGCUCUCAGCUGGUUCACUCACCCGCCUCGAUGGUCCUUUGGAGGGAACAGACUGCAGCUGAAGGCUGAAGAUAAGAUUCUGAGCGAUGUUAUCACUGCAUUGACCAAGAUGUCCGAUGUUGGCUGCAACACUCGAUGGCCGUAUACCUCGCUUCAGGCGAAACAGGACCUUCUCCAGGUGCUUUUAGAGAACGAAAGAACAAGGCUCAAGGUCUGGUUGUUUCCGCUAGAACCUGAUCGGAAACAUAAUGCAUCCCAAUCUUCCCUCAGCAAGCAUCUCACGGAGGAGAAUAUGCUGCGAAUUGCCUGGGGUGAAAGUCCGGGUUUGGCUAUUCAGCUUGCGACGCGUUCCUCAUCCGGAAAACUUAACAGUGACCUUCGGAAGCUACUUCUUAGCUUUCCUGAGAAAGCUAUUGAUGAGCCAAGCAGCCUUGAGAUCUUGUUCGGAUCAGCCCUGCCGGCUGAUGUUUCGUCGCAACUCAAGUACCUGCUAUAUUGGGCACCAGUCAACCCCAUUGAAGGCUUAACUUAUUUUUUGCCUGCCUAUGGCAACCAUCCGUACAUCCUGCAAUAUGCGAUGAAGGCCUUGGAGAGCCAUUCCCUCGAUGUUCGAUUCUACUUCGUUCCGCAAUUGGUUCAGGCUCUUCGCUAUGAUGCCCUAGGUUACGUUGAGCGGUAUAUCCUCGAAACCGCUAAGCAGUCUCAAUUGUUUGCACAUCAAGUGAUUUGGAACAUGAAGGCCAACUCGUAUAAAGACGAGGAUUCUCAAAUACCGGACCCUCUUAAGCCCACCUUGGAUCGAUUCAUGGAUACCCUGAUCACAAGUUUCACCGCUGAAGAGCGCGAUUUCUAUGAAAGAGAAUUCUCCUUCUUCAAUGAAAUCACUGGCAUAUCCGGCAAACUUCGCCCAUACAUCAAGAAGAGCAAGCCGGAAAAGAAGGAAAAGAUUGAGGAAGAGCUCCGUAAAAUUAAGGUCGAGGUUGGAGUUUAUCUUCCGAGCAAUCCCGACGGCGUCGUCGUUGGGAUCGACCGCAAGUCAGGAAAGCCUUUGCAGAGUCACGCAAAGGCACCUUAUCUGGCGACUUUCAGAAUUCAGAAAACACGAACCCGGUGGGAUGAAGAUGACACCAACGGCCUAGGGUCGGCUUCUUCCAACGCAAACGAGCUCAUCAAGUCUUCACAGUAUCGUCACUCAAACUCGCACCAGAAAACUUACGAGGUCUGGCAGUCGGCUAUCUUUAAAGUUGGCGACGACUGCCGUCAGGAUAUGCUAGCUCUACAGAUGAUUGCUGCCUUUCGAAGCAUUUUUGCUAAUAUUGGCCUCGAUGUGUGGGUGUUCCCAUACCGGGUAACUUCUACAGCACCAGGGUGUGGAGUCAUCGAUGUCCUGCCAAAUUCAAUAUCCCGGGAUAUGCUAGGCCGUGAAGCAGUUAAUGGGCUAUAUGACUAUUUUGUCUCCAAGUAUGGAGGCGAAGAUUCGAUACAGUUCCAGGAGGCGCGAACGAAUUUUGUCAAAAGCAUGGCCGCCUACUCGGUCAUCUCCUAUCUUAUGCAGUUCAAGGACCGGCACAAUGGCAAUAUCAUGUUCGACGAUGCCGGCCAUAUUAUCCAUAUUGACUUCGGGUUUUGCUUUGAUAUCGCGCCCGGCGGUGUACGCUUUGAACGCGCACCAUUUAAACUCACAUCAGAAAUGGUAGCCGUGAUGAGUGGCACUCCCCACUCGCACGCUGGCAGCCACGGUGGCUCCAGCAGUGGACGCCUACCAGGAGGUUCUCAUAACCCCACGCAGACGCAACCAUAUCGAUGGUUUGAGUCUUUAGUUGUGAAGGCUUUCUUGGCAUCACGGCCAUAUAGCGCCAAGCUGUCGCACAUUGUGUCAUUGAUGCUAGACAGCGGUCUGCCAUGCUUCAAGCCCGAGACGCUUAAACACUUCCGUGACCGAUUUGUCCUCGAAAAAAGUGAGCGAGAGGCGGCAGAGUUUAUGCGAGAGCUGGUGCGCAAGUCUUAUUUGAGCAUGUCUACGAAAGGGUAUGAUCAGUUUCAGCUACUUACAAACGGCAUACCUUAUUAG
Messenger RNA from Aspergillus mulundensis, 5997 nucleotides. RefSeq names its product 1-phosphatidylinositol 4-kinase STT4 (gene stt4). Gene Ontology annotation, biological process: phosphatidylinositol phosphate biosynthetic process; phosphatidylinositol-mediated signaling. The transcript has 9 exons. The record is from RefSeq and is a predicted model, not a curated record. Gene Ontology annotation, cellular component: plasma membrane; cytoplasm. Gene Ontology annotation, molecular function: 1-phosphatidylinositol 4-kinase activity. Lineage: Eukaryota; Fungi; Ascomycota; Eurotiomycetes; Eurotiales; Aspergillaceae. The coding region runs from base 1 to 5997 and encodes 1998 amino acids.